Molecule: messenger RNA, 2394 nt
Organism: Moesziomyces aphidis
Lineage: Eukaryota; Fungi; Basidiomycota; Ustilaginomycetes; Ustilaginales; Ustilaginaceae
Source: the annotation of a GenBank genome assembly
AUGCGGCUUCCAGCUCUCAAGACGCUGGCCUUGCUGCUGCCGGCCGUGGCAGCAGUGGCAGCCCAAGAUGCCUCUUCCUCGAUGUCUGCUUCAUCUGCUUCCAUGACGGGCUCGAGCACCGCUUCGUCUGCGUCCGGAUCGAGCUCGCUCACCAGCACCGCCACCGCUUCCGCGAGUUCGAGCGGAACAGCCACCUCGGGCGGCGCUGCUUCCAGCUCCUCGGUCAAUCCGCUCACCGAGAAGCCGCCUGCAGCCGUUCCUUCGGCGACCACGACGCCGUCGGCCAUGAUUCCUUCGGGACCCUUGCCUCCGUCGCAGGAGCUGUGCACCUCGCCCAUCUACUGCCCUGGCCCGCUGCUCCAGGCGGUGCAGCUGGCUGGCAUCUUUGAGGACAGCAAGACGUUCGUCGACAAGGCCACCUCGAAGCCCGAAUCCGAGGUGCUCGACAACUUCAACAAGCUCGGCGGCGGCAACACCAGCAACAUCACCUACGAAGAGAUCGUGCAGUUCGUCGAUGACAACUUUGUCGCCGAAGGAGUCGAGCUUGUGCCCGCUGACCUGGGCGAAGAGUUUGUUCAAGACCCCGAGUUCCUGCAGGGCGUCGAGGACGAGGUGGUGCGCGACUGGCUCAAGCAGGUGCACUCGUACUGGGAGCUGCUCGCACGCACGACCAACUCGUCGAGCCCUUCGGGCGUCCAGUGCGACGGCUGCGUCAGCUCGUUCAUCCCCUUCAACGAGAGCCGCGUCUUUGUCGUUCCCGGCGGCCGCUUCCGAGAGCUUUACUACUGGGAUACGUUCUUUGUGAUUGAAGGUUUGAUCACCUCGCAGCUCCAGUCGGUCGUCAAGGCGAUCCUCGAGAACUUUGGCGACCUGAUCGACCGCCUCGGCUUCAUCCCCAACGGCAACCGUGUCUACUACGAAAACCGAUCGCAGCCACCCUUCUUCACGCUCAUGAUCGACAAGUACAUCGAGGCGUACAACGAUACGUCGGUGCUGCAGCGCUUCCUUCCGCUUCUCGAGAAGGAGAUGGAGUUCUGGAGGAACAACCGCACCAUCGAGUUCACCUCGCCCUUCACCAACAACACGCACAACAUUACGCACUACAAGGUCGACACCUCGGCACCGCGCCCCGAGAGCUACCUCGAGGACUACAAGACCGUCGAGGAUGCGUCCGAGUCGGGUCUGGAGCUCAACGACACGCAAAAGGCGCAGCUGUACUCGGACCUCGCCUCGGGUGCCGAGAGUGGCAGCGACUACUCGGGCGCGCGAUGGUCGAAGCGUCCUACCAUCAACCUCACCGACACCAUCCCUGCGCAGCGAUUCCUCAACACGGCCCAGCAGCUGCCUGUGGACCUCAACGCCAUCUUGUUCGCAUGCGAGCAGAAGCUCUCGGCCUUCUACAAGGUGUCGGGCAACGGUACUCAGAGCAACAUGACGCGGGCCAACUAUUGGGCACAGCAGGCGCAGGCUCGUAAGCAGGCGGUGCUGGACGUCUUCUGGGACCCGAGCCGGAAGUUCUUCUACGACUUCAACGUGACUCUGGGUGACCGUGCGCCGUACUACACCCCGGCUGGCUUCUUCCCGCUCUGGGCGCAGAUCCUGCCGCAGGAGUUUGUCAACGAGACCAUCAGCCUCGACCAGCGCAGGCAGAAUCUGCAGGGCGUCUUUUCGGGUCUGCGAUACAUCAUUGAUCGAUUCAACGGCACGAUUCCUGCCUCGCUCGUCACGACGGGUCAGCAGUGGGACUUUGCCAACGCCUGGCCUCCGCACACGUACAUUGCGCUCGAGGCGCUGCGCAACCUGCCCGACUCGCUCUCCGCGGGUCCGCAGCUUCCGGCUGAGAACGGCACGUUUGCACUCAUCCCCAUGACCAACGGCACGAACCAGCUCGGUCAGACGCAGGACAGCCUGCCCAUCCAGCCCAUCGAGUACCAGCCGGGCAGCAUGAUCAACGAGACCCAGGCGGGCGCUACCGACCCGAACAAUCCGGAGCAGGAGCUCAACCCGAUCAUGAACGUAGGCAACUCGACUACGGGCGAGAGCUGGCGCGACGAGCUCGUGCGGGAGCUCGCCAACCGCUACGUCGCGUCCGCCCUGUGCUCGUGGAGGGCUACGGGCGGAAAGCUCAACACGACCGACCCCAACUUCCAGGCGGUGCCGGACGAUGUGCUGACCGCCAACGGCCUCAACGCCUCCACCGCCAUCGGCAACAUGUUUGAGAAGUUCAACGCGAGCGAUAUCAACGCUGCCGGCGGCGGCGGUGAAUACGAGGUCCAGGUUGGCUUUGGUUGGACCAAUGGGGUGGCUAUCUGGCUCGGUGGCCAGCUGGGUGCCAACUUGACCAGGCCAGAGUGUCCGCCCGUCGUAGCGCAGAAUACGACGUCGAGCGAGUAG